UUGGACUCAGGAGAGAGAGAGAGAGAGAGAGAGAGAGAGAGAAUGGAAAAAUCACUAGCAGAGCUGGAGCGAUUCCAAACCCAAAUCCUAGAACGCAUAUCAAAGCUCGAGCUCGCCUCCUCUGCCUCUCUUCCCCAACACAGCUCUUCCCCCAUCCCUACCUCGACUCAAAAUGACGCCAUCGGCGCCACAGAAGCUCGUCUCUCCGCCAUUCUCCGCGCCAAUGGCGUGAAAGACUUCGCCUUCAAGAGGGUACCUGUCGAUUACUACGAUUGGUCUCUCGAUGACCGGCGCGACUUUCUCGGCGCCGCCUCCGUCCACCAUCUCUGCAAAAGCAUUGUCUUGGUUAACACUCAAGCCCAAUCUAGUGUGGUUGAUUGUAGUGACCGCAACAAUUCAAAGUAUUAUGUUGUGGUCGUUCAGUAUACUGCUCGGUUUAAUGCUGAAGCUGUAAAGAACUUCUUGUAUUCGCUCAACGAGGGGAAGAUAGCCAAGAAAAAGUUCAACUUGAGGCUUGCACCUGAGGAAACUUCAGUAGAAUUGACUGGAUUUGAACACAACGGAGUUACAUGUGUUGGCAUGAAAACAGACAUUCCGGUGAUCUUGGAUGAAGCAAUUCAGAAACUUAGUCCUGAUUUCUUCUGGUUGGGUGGUGGCGAGAUCGAUCUGAAGCUGGGCAUCAGAACCUCUGAAUUUAUAAACUUCGUUAAACCUUUUAUUGUCAGCUGCAGCAGUGCUUGAUUAAUCUAAAGAAACCACAAUCCAAAUUUAUAAAAGAAUACUUCAUCAAACAAGAGCGCAUAUUGAACCGCUGGUCCUGCCAAUCUUGAAUCUUGAUUAGCUUAUUUUUGGUUGAAUAUUUGUGCUACCAAACAUAAAUAUCUAGUUACUAUCAUGUAGCUUUUACUCGCACCAAAGAUUGAUUCAUUUCAAAACAUUGGGACCCAUAACCAACCACUGUAGUUUGUGUAUAGAGCAUGUGCUGGUUUCUUGCCAGCUUGUGAAACUCAGCCCCUAUAUGGAAGAUUUUGUGAAUUGCUACUGCUUUCUUAGAUA
Prunus dulcis (almond) is the source of this 1056-nucleotide messenger RNA. RefSeq lists its product as uncharacterized. Bases 43 to 741 code for a protein of 232 amino acids. NCBI's taxonomy places the organism in Eukaryota, Viridiplantae, Streptophyta, Magnoliopsida, Rosales, Rosaceae. The transcript has 5 exons. Gene Ontology annotation, molecular function: aminoacyl-tRNA deacylase activity. The record is from RefSeq and is a predicted model, not a curated record.